Ochotona princeps (American pika) is the source of this 1439-nucleotide messenger RNA. It is a transcript of the gene ASB6, whose product is annotated as ankyrin repeat and SOCS box containing 6. Gene Ontology annotation, molecular function: protein binding. Gene Ontology annotation, cellular component: BRCA1-BARD1 complex. The transcript has 6 exons. Gene Ontology annotation, biological process: intracellular signal transduction; protein ubiquitination. Lineage: Eukaryota; Metazoa; Chordata; Mammalia; Lagomorpha; Ochotonidae. The record is from RefSeq and is a predicted model, not a curated record. Bases 56 to 1321 code for a protein of 421 amino acids.
GGGGUCGCAGCGGGGAGAGCGACAGCGUGGGCGGACAAGCAGCGCGGCCGCCGUCAUGCCGUUCCUGCACGGCUUCCGCAGGAUCAUCUUCGAGUACCAGCCUCUGGUGGACGCCAUCCUGGGCGCCCUGGGCAUCCAGGACCCCGAGCGGCAGGAGCCCCCGGACGGGCCCAACGGCGCGGCCAGCGAGGAGGGUCGCCUGUGCGUCUUGACGGAGCUGCUGGCGCGCAAGGCACAUUCUCCAUUCUACCAGGAAGGCGUGAGCAACGCGCUGCUCAAGAUGGCCGAGCUGGGGCUCACGCGGGCGGCCGACGUCCUCCUGCGGCACGGGGCCAACCUCAACUUCGAAGACCCGGUCACCUACUACACAGCCCUGCACAUCGCUGUGCUGCGGAACCAGCCCGACAUGGUGGAGCUGCUGGUGCGCCACGGCGCCAACAUUAACCGCAGGGACCGGAUCCAUGAGAGUAGCCCCCUGGACCUGGCCAGCGAGGAGCCAGAGCGCCUGCCCUGCCUGCAGCGGCUGCUGCAACUGGGCGCUGAUGUCAACGCAGCUGACAAGCACGGCAAGACCGCUCUGCUCCACGCACUGGCCAGCAGCGACGGGGUGCAGAUCCAUAACACUGAGAACAUCCGGCUGCUGCUGGAGGGAGGGGCCGACGUCAAGGCCACCACCAAGGACGGUGACACCGUGUUCACCUGUAUCAUCUUCCUGCUGGAGGAGACGGUGUGCGGGGACAUAGAGGAGGCCCCCAUGAUCCAGCGCUUCUGCUUCCAAGUCACACAGCUACUGCUGGCCCACGGCGCCGACCCCAGCAGGUGCCCUGCCCACGAGGCCCUCACCUACGUCUGCCUCAAGAGCUUCCAGCUGCACUUCCCCCUGCUGCGCUUCCUGCUCGAGUCGGGCGCUGCCUACAACUGCUCUGUCCAUGGACCGGCCUGCUGGUCGGGCUUCCACACAAUCUUCGAGCGUCUCUGCUCCCACCCUGACUGCCCUGAGGACAACAGCCAUGCUGAUCUGCUGCGCAAGGCCGAGACUGUCCUGGACCUCAUGGUGACCAACUCCCGGAAGCUCCAGCUGCCCGAGAACUUCGAUGUCCACCCAGAGGGCAGCCUGGCAGGCAAGAUCCAGGCCCUGCAUGGCUCCCUGCGGCAGCUCGAGAGCUACCCCCCGCCCCUCAAGCACCUGUGCCGGGUGCACAUCCGCCUGCACCUGCAGCCGUGGCCAGUGGACGCCAAGGUGCAGGCCCUGCCACUGCCGGACCGGCUCAAGUGGUACCUGGUCAGCGAGCACAGCGGCCCCACACAGGAGGAUGCCUGACGGUCUAGGCUGCAGGAACCGGGCUGAGGUGGCUCCAUGGGCAUGGGACACCCGGGGUGGGCCCAUGGAUCUGGGAGAACACACUGAAGCCGGCUGGGAGCAGUCCCUUGCGCAGGAA